Molecule: messenger RNA, 441 nt
Organism: Hibiscus syriacus
Lineage: Eukaryota; Viridiplantae; Streptophyta; Magnoliopsida; Malvales; Malvaceae
Exons: 1
Coding region: 1-441 (146 amino acids)
Source: RefSeq, a predicted model, not a curated record
AUGAAGCUCUUUUGUUCAGCCUUAAUUCUAUGUGUAGUUACCCUGAAAUCUUUAUCAACCUGCAAUUUCGAAUUCUCAUACAAUCAUCUUUCACUCUUCGUGUUGUUCAACGCCAUAAUAGUUUCUGUUAUCUUUGUAAGCCAUAAACAAUCCAUAGAUGAAUCCGAUGGAGACUGCUCAGUGUCUGAAGUGGGGGCUUCCUUCGAUCAAACUGAACGUAGUGAUAUUGUUGAUGUCUACAAAGAUGAUACGGAUAUUUCAAGUGGCUAUUGUGAAGACGAUGAUCAUGAAAACAACAAUGACUGCAGUUGUUAUGGUGGAGAAGAAGAAUAUGGUGAUGAUUUACACCAAAGAAUUGAAGACUUCAUUGCUAAGGUCAAUAAUGGAUGGAGAGAGGAGUGCUUAAGCGAGAACGAUCGUGAACGACCAUGGAUGGGGUAA